AUGUCGUUUUACAAGCAUGUGACGCGGACAAAUGAUCCGUUUCUGAUGGCUGUGCUGCUGGAAGAUAUGUCAGCAUGUGUGGGUAUCGUUAUUGCUGGAUGUGGCAUUGGGGCCAGCCACAUUACUGGCAACCCGGUGUGGGACAGUCUCGCUAGUGUAUCGAUUGGCGUGCUUCUUAGCGGUGCUGCAAUAUCACUCAUUCGUUUGAACCAAAAGUAUUUAUUGGGCCAGUCAGUGGAGCCGGAAAUUGAAAAAGGUAUCCGCGAGUUGCUGUUGGCGCGUCCGUCUAUUGAUAACGUGUAUGCUGUCCAGUCACAAUGGGUUGGACCAUCGACAUUUAGCUACAGGUAUGACGGCAGGACAGCACGACUUGUAUCGCCACUUGUGUUAGGUCUUGACCCGUGCAAUAAUUGGUCUGUUCUAGGCUGA
Molecule: messenger RNA, 429 nt
Organism: Peronospora matthiolae
Lineage: Eukaryota; Oomycota; Peronosporomycetes; Peronosporales; Peronosporaceae
Source: the annotation of a GenBank genome assembly